AUGAAGAUCGAGACUGUAGCAGUCAUUGUUGCCCUUGCCGAUGGUGGUCUUACUGCCCCUAAACCAGAGGCGGAUGCCGCACCUGAACAGAACAGGGUCAAUGUGGCUACUGUUGACGACGCCAACGUAGAACAGACUGGUGUGAUGUACGAUUCACUUCGUCCAAGGGACAAUCAAGAGGUGCAAGCAGGUCCAUACCGUCGCCGCGGUGUUAGUGGACGUCAAGGUGGCGUACGCGGAGGACGUGGCAGAGGACGGGGCAGAGGACGUGGCGGGUGA
Molecule: messenger RNA, 279 nt
Organism: Metarhizium robertsii ARSEF 23
Lineage: Eukaryota; Fungi; Ascomycota; Sordariomycetes; Hypocreales; Clavicipitaceae
Exons: 1
Coding region: 1-279 (92 amino acids)
Source: RefSeq, a predicted model, not a curated record